AUGAUGGAGGUGGGUUUGAACCCGGGGGAGGAGCUGGACUUCGGGGGCAACCAGGACGACGACGACGACGCGGGGGACAUCUCCCCCGCCAGCAAGGACCUGGCCGCCAUGGUCGAGGCGGCGGCCGCGGCGGAGACCGUCGAGCUUGACGACGGCGUCGGCGUCGGCGGCGCCGGUGUCGAGGCCACGGCGGCCGCCACCGCCGCCGCGUCGUCGUCGUUGUCACUGGCGGCGCAGUACGGGGACGACCGCACGCCGCGGGACGGGAUGGUGUUCAAGUCGUACGAGGAGGUGCUCAACUUCUACAAGCGCUACGCCCUGCGCACGGGCUUCGGCGUCUGCGUCAAGAAGUCCUCCUUCACCAAGGCCGGCCUCUGCCGCCGCCUCGUCCUCGUCUGCAACAAGUGGGGCACCGGCAAGGAGGACGCCUGCUACCAGGCCAGGCCCACCGCCAAGACCAACUGCCAGGCCACCGUCGUCGCCAGGCUCUGGGUGGACAACUUGCUGCACCUCACGGAUGUGAACCUCGAGCACAACCACGCGCUCAACCCGUCCGCCGCGCGCUUCCUCAGGUGCUACAAGACGCUGCCUAGCGGGCUGAGCAAAGAUCUCGUGGUGAGGGCUGCCAGAGGAGAAUGCUCGGCGGCCGGUGACAUCGAUGUCCCGAUAUUUGAUGAGUGGGGGCGGCUUAAGAUCGGGGAAGCUGAUGUCGUGGCCAUCAACAGUUUCUUCGCCGAGAUGCAGGCAAAGCUGCCAAACUCCUUCUAUGUCAUGGACUUAUAUGUGGAGGGCCAUCUGAGGAGUGUUCUCUGGGCUGAUUCCAGAUCCAGGGCAGCGUAUCAGUAUUUCAGCGAUGCUGUUUGGAUUGAUACGACAUGCUUAAGGAACAAGUAUCAAGUCCCACUCGUUUCAUUUCUGGGUGUUAAUCAUCAUGGUCAGCUUGUAUUGUUAGGCUGUGGAUUGCUGUCAGAUGAGAGUACAGAGAGCUUCUUGUGGCUGUUCAGGUCAUGGUUAACUUGUAUGAAGGAACGGCCUCCAAAUGCCAUAGUUACUGAUGAAUGUGUGGCGAUAAAAGCCGCAGUUCGAGAAGUGUUUCCAAAGACACGCCAUAGAAUAAGUGAUUGGCAUGUAGUGAGAAGUAUUUCAGAGAAAAUAGGUGACUUGCCAGAAUAUGAAGCGAUGAGAACCGAUUUGGUCACCGCAAUAUAUGAUUCUUCGAUCGACAGUGAGUUUGAGGCAAGGUGGAAGAACUGGGUUGAUAGAUUUGGCCUUCAGGAUAAUGCAUGGAUCGCCUUUCUGUAUGAGAAUCGGCACUUGUGGGCCCCUGCCUUCCUCAAGGACACCUUCUGGGCUGGGCUCUGUACCGUUAGCCAGCGUGAAAGUCCAAGUACAUUUUUUGAGGAUGCACUCAGUUCAGAGACCACAUUGGUGACGUUCCUUGCCAGCUACAUGACACUUUUGGAUAACAGAUACAAAAUGGAGCAACAAGAUGAUUUUGAUUCAUUAAAUAGCAGCAGGGUCCUGAUAUCAAAGUACCAAAUGGAAGAACAGCUAUCCAGAUUGUACACCUUGAAUAUGUUUAUGAAGUUCCAGGAUGAGCUAAAAGCAACCAUGCAUUGUCAGGUUCAGCUGGAUGGGUCAGCAUCUUCUUUUAUAGUUAUUGAUUUGACUGAAGCAGGGAGUGAAAUGCUGAAUAAAAAGUAUGAGGUUGUUCACUGUAUGGGGACAAACAGGAUGGAGUGUAACUGUGGCCUAUUUCAGUUUAGUGGUAUCGUUUGUCGGCAUGCAUUAUCUGUGCUUAAAUGGCAGCAAGUAUACGACAUCCCCCCGUGUUAUGUGCUUUACAGGUGGCGGGCUGACUUCAAGCAGUUGCACUACCCAGAUAAUCCACCAAAGGAUUUAGCAACAAGUAAUCACGUCGAGCGUUAUGAUUACAUUUCUUUGCAGUUUCUUCGUCUCGUUGAGAUUGGGAUGACAUCAGACGAGAAGUAUAGGCAUGCAGUUAGGCUUCUUAAAGACAUGAAAGAAACCCUUCUUGAUGAUAAUCUGUGCCGUGAUUUGGAGCAGAAACUUACACCAGCUGAGCGUGCAAUUGUGAAUGGUGACAACCAUACACAACCUGGUUCAUCUGAGGGCGGUCCAGCGAAAAAGCGGCGAGGCCGUCCUCCUAAAAAGAAUAAAGAGAUAAACGUGGAUUCCAUGGUAAACCAGUAUGGGAAUAAGGAGUCCUUACUAGUAUCCUCAGAUGUAACUCAGAAGGGUGCUUUUCAUUCUGCUUCAACUACCUCAAACCUUGGUACUCAUGUCCGGACACAUGGCAUUGUUGAUCUCAUGGAGGAAGUCCAUCCAAGUGAGCUGUCAUUUGAUAGCCGUUAUGGGGUGCAAUCUGGCCCCUCGCACCAUUUUGGUAACCAGCUAAAUGCAGGAAACACUUUGCAGAACAGGAAGGUCAUGAAAAUCUGCUUAAGAGCUCCAUUGGCAUAUAUAGUAUUUGUUAUUAGUAAAAGGGAAGCUUUAUGCGUUGAAGUAGAAAGUUUUCAUCUAAGCGGGAUCCCCGGUUUGGACUUUGGAGCACCGAGGACUUUAGGGAUGCUCCAUUGUGCCUGGAAUGUUGAGCCUUGGAAAUGCAUGCUGUAA
Molecule: messenger RNA, 2637 nt
Organism: Miscanthus lutarioriparius
Lineage: Eukaryota; Viridiplantae; Streptophyta; Magnoliopsida; Poales; Poaceae
Source: the annotation of a GenBank genome assembly